Messenger RNA from Meloidogyne enterolobii, 2599 nucleotides. The record is from the annotation of a GenBank genome assembly. NCBI's taxonomy places the organism in Eukaryota, Metazoa, Nematoda, Chromadorea, Rhabditida, Meloidogynidae.
AAAUGGUGAAAAAAUCCUUUAUGAUGGUUCUUUAAUUGAAUUAAGGCCUCUAGACAAACUUCGCUUUGGAAAUGGGCCUGAAUCUGUUGAAUAUACUUUUACAAUGCCAAAAAUAAGCGAUAAGGGAGGAGAGAAAAGGCAAAAAUGCAAACGUUCUAGUAGCAGCAUUGGGUAUUCUUCUGAAAAGAAAAAAACUUUGGCAGACCAAAACCAUUUUUCGUUGCCAAUUGUUGGGAAACAUAUUCAACCAAAACCGUAUGUUGAUAGAUUUGCUCGUCCUGUUCAAAGCAACGUUAGGCUAUGCCAGCUACAACAACAACAAAAGUUAAAUAAAAACAAACAAAUACAAAAUGGGACAACAACAUUACGCCGUAGUGCAUCUACUUCAAGAAUAAUUUCAAUUAAUAGCAGAAAUAGUAACAGUACAGAAGGUGAAAAUGAUACUGACAGGAAAGUCAUUGAAGCAACACCAGAAAGAGAAAAUAAACGAAAAGUAGAACAGAAUUUACGAGAGAAUCAAUCUGAAAAACAAGAAAAUGAAAUACUACAGAAGAAUUUAAUAAAAGAAGCAUUAAAUCAAGAAAAUAUCAAAAAUACAAUUGAUGAUGAAGAAGAGGAAGAAAUAAAUUCAGAAAAUAAUACAAUUAAAAAUAAUCGAUUUGAGGAUUCAGAAAAUUCAUUUCAAGAGGCAUUAGCUAGAGCACAUGAAGAAAAUGAAAGGCUUAGAGAAGAAUUACUCAAAAACGAUUUUGCUAAUAACAAAAAGAAAGGAAAGAAAAAAGUUUUUUCUUCCGUAAAUGAAAUUGUGUUUGAAACUUUUUUUAAAGUUUGUAAUGAAGAAAUGGAAAUUUUAAAUAGAAGACUUGUAAAUAUGUCUGUACGAGACUAUUCUGAUAUAUUUGCAGAAAUAAAUAAAAUAUUGCACGAACCUUUUAGUUUUCGAUUAAUGGAGAUUAAUAGUAAAUGUUCCGUUUUGUUUGAAUCAUUAAAAUUAGAAUCUACAGAAAAAGAAGAAUUGUAUAUUCAACUUGAUCGUUUUCUCAAGGAAAAGAUUUAUCCAAUUUCAAAAGCUGUUGACUCCUUUUUGGGAACAUUGAGGGAAAGUGCUCUUAUUGCUAAAGAAUCUGCACGUGCUUGCACUGUGUUUUCACAAUGGAGUAGAGAAUUUGGAGAUCAACUUCAAUUGCAUCCAGAUUGGAAUUUAAUGAUUUAUAAAAUUAGAGAUUUACAGAAUAGAGAGCAGGGUCUUCCAAGGCAUUGGUUACCUCCUUCGUUAAUGCCUUUACUCGAAGUUCUUAUAUUUGAAAGAAAAAAUUGGGCUGAUGAAGGGCAGAAAAAAGAGCAUGAAUUGACUGAAUCAUUAAAAGAAGCUAACGAAAAAAUUAAAAGAUUAGAGGCAGAAUUGGAGAAAAGAAGUUUAAAUGGUCCACAAAAUUUAGCAGAUCCUCUACAAAAAAUAAAUAGAAUAAUUCAAAAAGAUUCAAAAGAGCGUGCUAAUUCUAUUCCACUUAUUCUAUUACCUGUUUCGAAUGAUUCAUCAUCUCCUACAAGAAAUAGCGACGAGUUCGACUUACCUCUAGGACAACGAAGUCCUCGAGGAGAAAAAAAACAACAAUCGCCAAGGAGCCCCCGAAAGCCUCUCAUCAGUCCUCGAACCCCUAGAAGUGCUCGAAGUUCGCGUGGAUCAUUUAAAUUGGCAUCUGGUGCUUCAGAAGAAUAUGAAUCAUCACAGCAACAUUCCCCCCAUCAAGAAGCACAUGUAGAUUCACCACAUACACCGCCGCCUUCCUAUCGUGUUCGAUCAGUUUUGGGCGCUAGACCUUUGCCAGCUCUUGAAUUAAGAGCCUUAGUGGAAGCUGCUAAAGUUGCAAAAGAGAAUCAGGAUAACGAAGAUGAACUUCCUUGGGGUGAUAAAAUACCCGAACCAUUAGAGGAAGAAGAGAAAAAAUCUGAGAGGAAUAUGGAAGAAACAGUUGAUGAGGAUGAUAUAGAAAAUCAAGAAGUUACGCAAAUAGACUUGUCAGUACCAGUCGAAGAAACUCCCAAUGGUGAGAAUGAAAUGAUGGAAAUACCCAGAGAAAGCCCAAAUAAAAAUACAGAAAAUGGUGAUGACCAUAACGAAAUGUUUGAAAAUGAAAAUGGAACCCUUUUGGAAUCUGAUAAGUCAACUUUUUUGAGAGAUUCUACUAAAAUAUUGUCAGAAAAUGAUGACUUGGAAAAUAAAAGUGACGAACAUAAUGAUCAAGAAGAAUUUGAAAAAAUUGAAAAAGAAAUACUAUUCCAAACAAAAGAUGAAAACAAUAUUUUAAAUAAAACAAAGCAAGAUAAUAAAAAGGAAUCUUCAGUUUUAAUUCCAUCAAAAGCUACUCGUUAUAAAACUUUUGAGUUUUGGGGAUUUGCUCACAGUCUGGCUAAUAUUUUAAAUAUGGAACUACCAACACGAGAGGCAAUCAAUUAUCAAUUUUAUAAUUCAUUAUCGAGGCCUCAAAGUGCCGACGAAUUUGAUGCUCGUCUGAAAGCCGUUGAUUCUAUACAAGAAAAGCUUAAAUUAGUGAUGAACGAAGUAAAAAAAGUUCACAAUGAAAAUGGGACAAAUUAA